This is a messenger RNA of Ctenopharyngodon idella (grass carp), 1559 nucleotides long. Its product is annotated as immunoglobulin kappa light chain-like. NCBI's taxonomy places the organism in Eukaryota, Metazoa, Chordata, Actinopteri, Cypriniformes, Xenocyprididae. The coding region runs from base 16 to 978 and encodes 320 amino acids. The transcript is spliced from 6 exons. The record is from RefSeq and is a predicted model, not a curated record.
UUUUUCACCGGAUGAAUGAUGUUUUUAUACAUUUAUAUUGUCCUCCUCUUAAAGAUGCCAGUAGCAGUUCUGGGACUGACUGUGGAACAAGAUCCAAAGGCUUUGGUUAAGGCAGUGGGCAAAACUGUGUAUCUGCCCUGCAAAGCGACCGGUUUCUCAAGCUCUUCAGAUUAUAUCCACUGGUACCAAAUGAAAGAUGGUAAAGCCCCGUCAAGACUGCUCUAUAUCAGUAAUGAUGGUGGUGUCACUCGUGAUGGCAACAAUCCCCAAGCAAACGACUUCACAGUGGACAAAAAAAAGCUUUAUGAUCUAAAACUGAGUGACAUUAAGAAGAGUCACGCUGCUGUUUACUUCUGUGCCUACUGGGACACCAGCAGCGGCCACAUGGGCAACUGGAUCAAAAGGUUUGGAACAGGAACACGGCUGAUAGUAACUGACCCAGGGAAAGACAAGAUCAAUCCACCAACGGUAUCAGCAUACCUAUCAAGAAAAACAAGUAACAAACAGACAAUGUUAUGCCAUGCCAAAGAUAUGUUUCCUGACUUGGUGACAUUCACCUGGAAAAAGAAGAGCAAUACAGGAGUUUGGACGGAUGUAUCGGAGGAAGUCAUGGAGCAGAGUAAUUCUGAAAAUUCAAAAGUCACCUCCGUGACAAGUAUGAUGAUUGUAGAUGAAAACACGGCUAGAGGCAAUCUCUACAAAUGUGUUGCUAACCAUGAAGGAGGCUCGUCUAAGGAAACUGAACUGAAGAAAGAUAACAAAGACAUACUGGAAUCGGAUAAGCCGGGCCCAACAUGCCCAACCAACACUGGUGACACUGUGAAGACCUUAAAACAGCAGAGAUCAGGCAAUUCGGAGCAAAUGCCCAGUCUGUACCUGUUUGUCUACGCGUAUGGUGUCAUGCUUAUGAAGAACGGAAUAUAUUUUUGUGCCGUCUCUAUCUUUCUAUUAAAGAGAAAAUUUGGAAAGAAAGAAUAAAGCUUCUCUAUAGAGACUAAAUGGAUAAGAUAAACAUCAAGCAAACAAACAUUUAUCAUAUAGAGUAUGUUUAGCUGAUUUCUAAAGAAUAGAAGCAUAUCUGCAGCUAUAUUAACUUUGCUUAAAUGUAUUGUUUUUAAAUGUAUUUGUUGUAGAUCUGCUUUGCACAACUGGGUAAACUUUACAAUAAGGUUCAUUAGUUAACAUGAACUAAUAAUGAACUGCACUUAUGCAGCAUUUAUUAAUCUUUUAAUAAUAAUCAUUUACUAAAAAUCUUGUUAACAUUAGUUAAUGCACUGUGAACUAACAUGAACAAACAAUGAACGACUGUAUUUUCAUUAACAUUAAUGAAGAUUAGUAAAUACUGUACCAAAUGCAUUGUUCAUGGUUAGUUCAUGUUAGUUAAUACAUUAAUUAAUGUUAACGAAUGAGUGCUUAUUGUAAAGUGUUACACACAACUGUUUUAUUUUUUCAUCUUUGAAUUUUUUUUUUAAAGUGUAUAAUAUACCAACAUUUUAAAAUGUUUUGUAUCUGUCUUUGUGGCAUUCUCUGAAUUUGUUAAAUAAAAUCUGACAAACAUU